UAUGUAGUUAACCGUUUUUAGAACAUUCUGAAAUAAAAAGAAUCCGUUUUGGUUACUUUACAAAUUUUGCCUUUGGUCAGCCCAAAAUAACAUCAAAAAUGAACAGAGCAAAGAGCUUCAGUCUUUUGCCCCAACCCCGACACACCUUUGGGCGCUCCUCUUCAGGCAACAGACUUAGUGUUCGUGAUACCCCAAUUUCUUCACGCCUUUCAGCAACAAGAAAGUUGUCUUCUGCCCAAAAGCCACCUUCAGUUUCCAGAUUAACCAAUGACAAACGUUGGGUUAAUGAACAACAUGCAAAGGUAAUUGAAUUCAUUGAAGACAAUGCAGAGCUGUUUGAUUCCCAAAUAGUAAAUGUAAACAACCUGAAGCCAAUGACAACGAGUGCUUUUGUACACAUUAUGUCUGUGUUGUUUCAAAUAGUCUUACCAAGACGUAAAAUCGCCAUGGACAAUUACAAGGAAGUGAUCCCACUCCAACUCAAAAUGCUCAACUUCCCCGGACAAAUUUCCAACAACACAAUCAAAGCAGUCAACACAAUGCACGCGUUCCCACAAGUCGUUUCGAUGAUGUCAUGGCUGAUAAAGUUGGUGAACGUGUUGAACUCCCAAGGAAGACCCACAAAACAUUUGUCACCAGAGGACAAGAAAAAAGUGGCCGUCACUCAGGCCUCAUUGAAGUAUUUAAUAGCCUCCCAUAGCAACUUCAACAACAAUUACUCAGAGGAAGGGGAUGGAACCAAUGAUGAACUGGACAGGAACCAGGAGAGGCUGGACCAGCAAUACAGGGAGGAAGUUGCUGCCGCCAUCAACUUAGAUCUGAACACCCACAAUACCAUCAAAGAUGAGUUGCAGAGAAUGGAGGAGAAGCUUAAGUCACAGGAAAGUUUGUUCAUGAAGAAAAAGGACCACUGUCAGAAAAUGGAAUUAAAAACCUCAACACUUCGUGAACAAGUGUCCCAGUUUUAUGCCGAAGACGCCACCAGAGAGCAGGCAAUGGAAGAAACGCUGAACAAACUGAACCAGAAAAAGGCCAAACAACUUGAGCAAAUACAACAAUGCAGAGCCGACAUAGACCAGCUGCAUGAGGUGAUGAAGCACCAGCCGUGCACGUACAAGGAGAAGCGCGAGCUGCAGCAGCAAAUCGAGAGUUUGAAGUUCAGCAAUGGCCUGAAAAUGGAAAAGAUGGAGGUGAUGAAGAAGGUCAAAGACGAAUACAACUUUAAAUUGACCGAGUAUUUGAGGGACAUGGAGAAAAUGGUGCACAAGUGGAACAACAGCUUGAUCAAACUAACUGUGGAGUGUCCAGACAUUAAAACGUGCUUGCUCAGGGAAAAGGACUUAUGCAAUGAGGAUUUCAUUCAAGAAAUUGAAGACAUCCUAAAAAAGGCUAAAGUCUUGAAGGAAAGCUACGAGACGCAAAUCACCAAAAUGCACAAGCUUAAAGAGACUGAAACUAUCACUGUUGAGAAGCUUAAGUCCCAAAUUGCUGAAAAGAAUGAACAAACUAAAGUAUUGGAAAAAUUGGUCCAUGAUGGCAAACAAAAGUUGCAACAAGUUGAAGAAACUGCAGAAAAAAGGAAGAAUGAGCUGGAGACGAAAAUGAUUGUAAUCAACCAGCAGAUUCAAGAGUUACAAGAGGAGAACUUUGAAGAUCUUGAGAAUAAUAUCAGAGAAUUGAAGACUAUGAACGAAAAUUUACGACGUGACGUCGAGGAGUACAGCGCAAAGUCUUUAAGUUUUUUUGUUCAAUUCCACAAGCAGGUCAUGCAAAAUUUAGCUAAAAUGGAUAAGAUAAAAGGUGACAUAAUCCAAUCUGUCUUAACUGGAAUUAUGGAAAGGCAGAAGUUUAUAGAGUAAUUUGUUCUAUUGUAAAGAUUAUUGAAGUGAAACUAUUAUUUUAUUAACACCAUGGCUUACAGAAGUGAUAUCAUAAAAGGUUAGAAUAUUUGGUUUAACCUUGUGAGUCUGUUUAUUCUAUUUAUAUAAACAAAUUAAUUGAAAUUGAAGUGAAUUGGAUGAAAUUCUUCGAGUAUAUUAAGUUGAAAUACAUAAUGUAAAUAAAAAUUUAGUUAAACGCA
This is a messenger RNA of Aethina tumida (small hive beetle), 2080 nucleotides long. RefSeq names its product cilia- and flagella-associated protein 58. The transcript has 13 exons. Gene Ontology annotation, cellular component: Ndc80 complex. The coding region runs from base 99 to 1859 and encodes 586 amino acids. Lineage: Eukaryota; Metazoa; Arthropoda; Insecta; Coleoptera; Nitidulidae. Gene Ontology annotation, biological process: attachment of mitotic spindle microtubules to kinetochore. The record is from RefSeq and is a predicted model, not a curated record.